Messenger RNA from Rhagoletis pomonella (apple maggot), 3165 nucleotides. RefSeq names its product zinc finger and BTB domain-containing protein 49-like. The record is from RefSeq and is a predicted model, not a curated record. Lineage: Eukaryota; Metazoa; Arthropoda; Insecta; Diptera; Tephritidae. Gene Ontology annotation, biological process: regulation of transcription by RNA polymerase II. Gene Ontology annotation, cellular component: nucleus. Gene Ontology annotation, molecular function: RNA polymerase II transcription regulatory region sequence-specific DNA binding; DNA-binding transcription factor activity, RNA polymerase II-specific. The coding region runs from base 220 to 1728 and encodes 502 amino acids. The transcript has 2 exons.
AUCGAUGUUUUUAACACACCAACUGCUGUCGAAAUCAGCUGUCCGCCGCAGUUAAUUAAUCAAAUCGUUAAAGCGUCGGAAAAUUGUUUUAAUUUUUUUAUCCAGAGUUUAUUUUUAUUGUAAACAGAUACAAUAACCUGGGUGAAACCGGUGCGGAAGCAACACUCACGUCUGCCACCUGAGGAUAAUUAAAACGUGAGACCCCGCAAGACAUGUGCGAUGGAAUCUAACGAUGUGCAGGUUGUUGCGUUCGAUGACGAACAAAUGUUUGCAGUCGGUAGAGCGCUGAAAGCCGUAGCCGAUCAAGUAUAUGAAACACCCAAAAUAGAGCCAAUAACGUAUAGUCAAGAAGAAAUAAUCGAGCUUCUAAGUGAUUCUGAAAAUGCUACUGAUAAUGACGACGGAUCUGAUUGUGAGAUAUUUGGGGAAAUCUGUACAAAUUUGGAACCUUUCCAGGAAGAAGUUAAGUUAGAGCCAUGCAAUGAAGAGAACACACUUGAAUCCCAGAUAUUAAAUAGUGGCGAACAAUUGCCAACGCACCUUAGCAAUGGCGUAGUCAAUAAUUUUUCGGACCGCGCUGUUUUGAACAACGAUGCCGAUGCAAUCGCCCACUUAAACUACAGAGAAUCAAUAACGCAAAAACAAACUACGGCGGUGUUUUCAAAUAAUAUUAUUGUUUUGGAUGAUGACGAUGAGGAUCAGCUCUAUAAUGAAAAUGGUGCAGAAGAGAAUAAUGAUGAAAAUAAUUCAGGCUUAUCUGAUGAAGAAGAGAAAGAAAAAAAGUGUAUCGAUCUUUUGGAAUUGGAUUCAGAUGAUAAUAAUCAACCAUCGACAUCCAGUGGUAGCAAGGUUAAAAGUAAUACAUACAAUUUAGAAGCUUUUCUCGUUUACCUAUGCCCGCAGUGCGGCGUAUCAUGCGACAAUAUAAAAAAAUGGAAUGCUCACACCGAUAUUGUACAUAAUUUUCGUUCUAUUUCGAAACUUAAUUUGAAAACCGUUAUAAGUCGACAAGGUGUGCUGAGCUAUCAAUGUAAUUCGUGCGAAAAGAAAUUUACUUCUGAUACUGCAUAUAACUUCUUGCUAAGUCAUCGCAUUCGACACAUGACGAUUCCGGAAUUUUUACGUUGCCGUUUGUGCGAGGAGAGAUUUUCAAGCCGAAACUUAUUUUUGAAACAUUUCAAGAAAAAGCAUAGCAAGGUUGCUUUACAGAAACUACGACGCACUGAAGCGAUAAGAUGUCAUAUGCGAUUCAUAUGCCCGAUUUGCAAAAAAAAAUCUAAAAACCUGGGAGACUGGACGGAGCACUUAGACGAGGCACAUGAUUGGUAUCAAAAACUACCGGAAAAGGUAACUACGAUUAGGGAUAAUUUAGUUGAAUGCAAAACAUGCGCAGCUACAUUUCGAACGAAACAAACUAAAUUUCACUCACUGCGACAUGAGCCAAACAAGCCUUUCCACUGCAAGCUGUGCAAAAAUCACAGUGCAUAUAGCUUAGAUGUUGUGGCGAAACACAUUCGCGUGGAGCAUUUUAAAGAGACUUCAUAUGACAGAGAAUACCGAUGUAAUUACUGCGAUAAGGUAUUUGAACGGUAUGCGCGACGAAUCGCUCAUAUGGCUGAGGAGCACACAAUAGAGUUAUUGAGGUGCGAUGUUUGUAGAAAGAGGUUCAACUCCACCGCGGGGCUGCUCACGCAUAUGACCAAGCUGAAUCAUCGAAAAAUCAAGUAAAAUAAAAUAUGUAAAUACAUAUGUACAUAUGUAAGGAUUGACUUUUGUACGGUACAUUUAUGUUGAUAAGGAAGCUUCAGUUAACGAUUUAGGGCGUAUUUUUUAAAUUUAGAUUUUACAAAGCUUUAAAUGAAAUUUAAUCGUAAUGGAAAAUAAAUGCUGGCGUUGUGAUAUCAGAUGAUCAUAGGAAAAUAUGAUUUGCAAUGCACAUACAAACGUACCUAUUAAGAUGUUAGAGCAAAAAUAAGAACUUUUUAAUUUUUUUUUCAAACCUAAUUAUAGAAGUGCAUUUAUAUAAAUACAUUUGGACUUCUGUUUCCAAAAAUGCAAGUAAGAAAGCGGAUUUUCAUGAAUAAUGGGUGUGUACGGAAACGCAUCAGUAUCUUUUAUAUCUAAACUAUUAUUGAUGGAAAUGGCUUACUUACACAACCAAGUUUUAAUUCGGAUAUUUCCAUCAAUUAUUGCUUAGAAAUACAAGGCGCUGAUGCCAUUAUUUUAUUUAGUUCGGUAACGAUUUUAUAUACAUACCUUAGUAAAAUAAUUAUAUGUGCAUCAUGUUUUUCCUCGAUUUCUCUGUAUUAAAUAAGGGUAAUGUUUUGUGUGGUAUGCAAUAAUAAUAGCCCUUGGUUUAUAAGUAUUUUCCAUACAUUAGGUUGGCAUUCGUGUAUAAUUUUAUCUACCGUUUCAGAAAUCAGUAGUACAUUCAAUAGAAAAUAAUUAUAUGUGCAUAAGGAGUUAUUCGGCUUCCGAUUGCUGCAAUGUCAUAAAUUCCCAACAAAAAAGUUCACUAACAACUGGGUUUUAAAAACUUAAAUAUGUAGAAACUAGUUUCAUAUUAAAACUCGUUUUAUUAUUUUUCCAUAAUAAAUCACGGCCCAAUAAUAUCUCGAGCUCGGUAAGAUAACGGGAAAGAAUUUUCGUGGCAUGAAAUCUUGUUAAGAGUAGAUAGUACAAAAUCCCCAUGGGAUUUUAAACUAGACACUCAAAAAAUGGGGUUUUCCUUUCUUGAAUAACGAUUUUGUUGUUUGCAUUGCGUGAAUAACAUCGAUUUUCUGGCGGAAAGUCCAAAUAUCUUCGGUUGUAUUGUACUUAUAUUUUUUGGUAAAUGCCAAAAGCUUAUUUUCGUGUCAUAGAUUGAGCUGUGGUUUAGCGAUUUAUUUGUUUAGCCUAGGUACCAAGUCGGUAUUUAUUAUUUGUUGGAAACUGUUUCUUGUGAAAAAUAGAUUCAACUACAUAUACAUUUUUCAGCAAAUCGUGUUGACCCUAGUAGCUAGACGUUGGAUAUGCCGUUUGGAUCACUCCUUGAGGUUUGUAUAGGAUUGAUUUCCAUAGACUACAGAGUUUUUUAAGGUAAUUUCAUAUUAUAUUUUGAUGUCUGCAUACUUUAGCAGUUAUUUAGCUACCUUUCAUGCCACGAAAAUUCUUUAUCGUUACCUU